AUGAGCGGUAUCUGUGACCGCCCAAAUCGACCCCUGACCAUCAAAUGCGAGUAUGACAGCACGACUCGGCGGGUCGUCUUCCCCUCCGCUGCUGCCUGCCGUCUCGACACUGUCCGCGCCAGAAUUGAAGAGUGCUUCCAUCUCUCCGCACUCAGCUUCGCCCUCACCUACGCGGACGAUGAUGGGGAAGACUUCACAGUUCGGACCGAGGCGGACCUCACCGAGGCGAUCCUGUACUUUGCUUCGGGGGACGAUGAUGCGUCCCUUCGCAGCGGAAGUGGGAGCCAGCAGAAGAUCGUACUCAGACUGGAAGUGGUGGUGGAUUACGAUGGGCCGAGUUUGAGCGAUACGAGCUCGCUUCGAUCUUUCGAGAGCGGAAGUGGAACGGACACCGGGACGGAGGAGGACAGCGCAAGUCAGAGCGGGAGUAGCUGGCGCUCCUCCAGCUACUACUCGCAUACACCUUCCGGUGCGGCUGGUAGGGAUCUGGAAGAUGUGGACGAGGAGGAUCUGGAGGAGCGGAUGACAGUCAUGGGUCUGGGUGAUCUCGGGGAAGGGGGAUCCGCGCGGCGACCGCUGGACCCGGGACCCAGCUCGCACAUGACCCAGUCGGAGCUGGGGUCCAGGUGGCUCAGGGAGCAAGAGGCACUGGCGCGGCGGAAUGGAGGGAUCGCCAGAGGAAAGAUGAGACGACGGGAUGACGAGGAUGAGGACGACAGUGACAAAGAGAUGGGCGACCUCAAUCUCAUUCGGGACGCCAAGGGGAAAUACUACUAUGCGUACGGCUCGGACGCGUCUUCAUCGGCCACGGAUGACUAUACGGGUACUCGCUCCGCCCUCAGCCUGCCACCUAGGCCAGAUAUCCCCGUCACUGGCUUAGCCAUCGAGCCUGGGGCACCACCGGUUCUUGCUCCAGACUGCUCGGCGUGCGGGACUCGGCUGGACUACAUGCGGUAUGUCUGUACGACGUGCGGCGAGGGAGAUCUAUGGAAGGAGAAUGCUCCUGCUCGCCUGCCACCUCUUCGUCCGGGUGCUUUGAGCGAGGCAGACGAGAGUGCGUUCUCUGACUCGACCGAAGGUCCGGCGGGAAGCUAUACGGAGUAUGACCCGCGCCCGCGCUCACGGUCAACAGCCACCGGAGGGUCCAUGGAGGCUGUCAGUGGUGGUCUUCUUACUCCCCCGAGAUCACCACUGGCGGAAGCGGCAGACCGGACAGCGAUACCGACGGGGUACGAGCUCUGUCCGGCUUGUAUCGAGGAGCAUGGGAUAGCGCAUGCCAAGGCGGCAAGUCGUGCCGCCAAGCUUGAGCGUGCAGCAGGGACUGGGCGUAGCAGGAGAUUAGCGAGGCAUGCGUUCAGGGAGAAGAUAUGGGGAUUGGAGGGGUGGACAGAUAUAGGUAUGUACGCACACAAGGCGGAGCUGAUGGCAGAAUACAAUGAGGAUGUCGAGUGUACGAUCUGCCAUACUCAUCUCACUCGGAGCCGGUUCCGAUGCGUCUCUUGUACGAAGUUUGAUAUGUGUAAAUCUUGCUAUCAACGAGUAGGGGAAAUACAUCCCGCCCAUGCGUUCUUGAGUCUACCGGACCAGGUAUUCAAUGCUGCAGACCUGGACAUCGCAUCACGUAUACCUGUAGCGUCAGAGACAGCAAGACCUGUUCGCCAUCCAGGAGCUUUCUGCAACAAUUGUCUGCAAGAUAUCGUCGGGCCAAGAUUCCACUGUGCUGUCUGCCCGGCAUGGUCUGAUAUCAGGGACCUGUGUAUCCAGUGCGAAGCCAUCUCAGCAGCUUCAGGCGGCCACACCCCAGAUCACAUCAUGAUGAAGAUCCCAAUACCCAUCGCGGCCACUCAAGUCGAAGCUGUGUCUCGCCGAGCGAGGGAACGAUGGCUGGAAGACUCAGCAGCAGCUGCUCCGCGCCCAGCAUCACCGACGAAUGAGACGGUCUACGCGGCAGUGACGGCUAGUCGGGUAGACGCGCUGGACCACCGAUGUCGAUGUCGAGGGUGUAAUCAGUGGAUUUUGGGGAAACGGUUUCAGUGUGCGAAUUGCCCGUCCGAGCCGGAAUCUUACAGCUUGUGCUCAGUCUGCGAACCCCGCUCGUACCGCCUGCACAACCCCUUACACGUCUUCUUCAAAUUCGACCGCCCCCUCCAUAUACCCCUUUCCUCACCACACCCCUUCCUCCCCAUCCUCCUUCGUAACAGAGCCGGAGACAUUCCACCGGGCAUCACCCUCAACCCGCGUGACCCGUCCGCGUACCUACAGCACGUACUCCAUCGGGAGACGCUAUGCGAUAUCCAUUCGGACCAGAUCCGGGGUGUGUGGCUGCGGUGUGCACACUGCGCGGCGGGGUUUGAUAUCUGCUUGGAAGCGGAGGCGGCCGCGGAGCACGACCCAGCGCAUGUGUUUGUGGUAUUCAAGGCGAGGGUGGAUAUGGGCAAAUUCAGAGAUUUGGCCAAUCUCGGUGGGGACAGGCCUAAGGCCUUGCUCAAUCAGGUUGUAUAUACCUCGUAG
Messenger RNA from Dioszegia hungarica, 2511 nucleotides. RefSeq lists its product as uncharacterized. Gene Ontology annotation, biological process: aggrephagy; mitophagy; endosome organization. The transcript is spliced from 9 exons. The record is from RefSeq and is a predicted model, not a curated record. Lineage: Eukaryota; Fungi; Basidiomycota; Tremellomycetes; Tremellales; Bulleribasidiaceae. Gene Ontology annotation, cellular component: amphisome; aggresome. The coding region runs from base 1 to 2511 and encodes 836 amino acids. Gene Ontology annotation, molecular function: protein kinase C binding; K63-linked polyubiquitin modification-dependent protein binding; zinc ion binding.